UAUAAAUACAGCAGCGCGCGCGGUUCACUUCACAGUCUGUCGCGCGCUCUGCGUAUUUGAUCUACUUUAUACACAUUUGCAUGAUGUUUUCUCAGACAAUGAAGACCACAAUGCCAUUAACACUACUGAACAUCAAUAUUUAGACUGCACAGACACUUUUAGUCGUACUGGAAUAAGUUGUUUUUUUUUAACCGGGAAAAAGUAAGAAGAGUCCGGACUAAACGGAUGAUGGGAGUCUGAUAUCGCCUUUCGAUUCUCAAGGACUGUUUCAAGGCCUUUUUUUUUUUUUCUCGGGGGGGAAAAGAUAUAAAAUGAAGAUUUUCAGAUGUAUAUCUCUAAGCUCAAUGGUGCUCAUCCCAUAGCCUGGAGAUGUUAGCCGUCCAACACUACAACAGUUCAGCCCUGGAUGUGAAUGAAGGGUUCAGCAAUCAGACCCAGCAGGUGCCUGGAGAGGCACUGGUGUGCUACAAGGAAAACCUGAACAACACAACCGACCCCACGGUAGCGGGCCUGUCCAUGACCCUGGGCAUCGUGUCCAACAUCGUAGCACUGAUCAUCCUGGCUAAAGCAUAUGCUCGUCUGCGGAAGCGCUCCAAAGCCACGUUCCUGCUGUUCGCCAGCUCUCUGGUGGCUACGGACCUUGUCGGUCAUGUUAUUCCAGGGGCCCUGGUUCUGCAUCUCUACAUGUCUGGCACCGCCGGAGGACUUUGUUACCAACCCGAUGCCACCUGCCAUUUCCUGGGCGGCAGCAUGGUGUUCUUCGGUCUGUGCCCACUGUUUCUGGGGUGCGUCAUGGCGGCGGAGCGGUGCAUGGGUGUAACACGGCCUCUCCUGCACGCCCGCGUGAUUUGCAUGGCCCACACCAAGAUGGUGCUGAUGAUGAUAUGGCUGUUGGCUUUAUCUGUAGCGCUGCUGCCCUUCUUUCAGCUGGGCACAUACACCUACCAGUUUCCGUGCACCUGGUGCUUCAUAAACGUGUUAGACAAUACCAGCAUCACAGACGUGAUAUUUGUGCUGCUGUUUUCUGGACUGGGACUGGCUGCGCUGGCCGUGGCAAUGGUUUGCAACACCAUCAGCGGGGUGACGCUGGUGAUCGCCCGUCUGCGCAGGAAGAAGUGCCACCACAGAUCGGCUAAAUCACAUGACAUUGAGAUGGUGGUGCAGCUGGUGGGCAUUAUGGUCACUUCUUGCAUCUGCUGGAGCCCUCUGCUGAUCUUUGGUCUGAUGUCAGUCAUCCGCUCGUACAGCUGGGGGAUGAUUGGGGAUGAUCUGAAAAACUAUAGGACUUUAAUGGUAAUGGGAGUGCGUCUGGCCUCCUGGAACCAGAUUCUGGACCCCUGGGUCUAUAUCCUACUACGCCGGGCUGUCCUUAGAAAGAUCUACCGCAUAACCACCGGCCGCAGUGACCUUAGAGGGAGCACAUUCCGGCGGUGGGAGAUCAGCUCCCUCCAGAACUCAAUGAAAAGCGUAAUUAAUCGUAACUGAUGUAUGUGUUCUACCACAUGGAAGAGACUGGGAAAAGGUGAAAAUUAGGAUGUUAUUAACCAAAAUUGUUAGCAUUACUGAAGGCAGAUGUAUGUUCCUAUUGCUUAAAUGGUGGAUGAAGAAGCAGCGCACUGUAAGUUGUAAUGCAAGUGAUGCUCUAGAACCGCAGAGACUUGAAUAAGCAUAAUAAUUGAGCACAGUGGGGUUCUGGAAGUAAAAAUCCCAUUCAUUUUCUCCAUAAAGAAAUUUACUUUAACAAUAAUGUAUAAAUGUUUCAAGACAGACCUUCCAUUUUUUGACAUUUAAAUAGCCAAAUUUUGUGGUUUUAAUUUGCAAAUUCCUUACCAUGCAACAAAAAUAUGUAAAAAAAAAAAAAAAAAAAAAAGUGGAUGUAUUUGAAUGAACUUUAUACAUAGCAGUGAACCAUAUUGUAUUUUUCACUAUCAUUAUUGAUUUAUAGCCCAUAAUUUCAAACAUUACCAUUGUUUAUUAUUUAUUUACAUCAUUCACAAUGCUUCAUGGUAUGAGUAACUCAUUCUGUCAUAAAAUAAUGAAGUACGAAGUACUGUACUUUUGUUUCAUAUCCAUUUCAAAUAUUGUUUUGCCUUGGUUUGUAUUGUUGAUUGAAAUCUUAAAACUAUACUGAAGAAUUUUCUAGAAUGCCUAUGGAGAAAAUGAACGGGAAGAUAGUUCUGAAACCAAGGCUGCUGAAAAAAGUUGGCAGUCACAGUUGCACUCUGUAGAGUGAGUCUGAUAAAUGACAAUGUGAAAUGGACUGCACACAUGCCUCAAUUAUUAUUAUUAUUAUAUGAAAAAGGACCCCUUUUCCCAUGCAAGCUAAGAGUCAAAGGAGCAAAGAAAAUAUAUUUUGUUUGGGCCUGGGAUUUAAUAAGCUAGCUUGCAACUGUUCAGGAUUAACAUGCACCAUCUCUUUUGGUUAUUCGUUAUAUGAUUCAUUGUAAAUAUGAUUCUUAUAGUGACUUAAUCUAAAUUUCUUUGAACAAGAAGCUUUUGUUUGGCUUCAGAGCUAUUGCACAGGAUUCUGUGUAGUCGACAUGCAGUAUUACAUACAGUAUAUAAAAGUCAAAUAAUGAAGAAAUAGUGUAAACAUCACUGCAACCUAAAGGCAGAACUUUUACAUGUGCAUGAUAACCGUCUCAGUGUUCUUGUAUCUGUAUUUUUGUGUCUUGCCCUACUAUGUGUGAUCUUGAAAAGCUAUGGAAUGUAGAAGCUAUUAAAUAUUAUUUUGACCAAUAAAGGUUCAUUUCAG
Onychostoma macrolepis is the source of this 2755-nucleotide messenger RNA. It is a transcript of the gene ptger1b, whose product is annotated as prostaglandin E receptor 1b (subtype EP1). Gene Ontology annotation, cellular component: plasma membrane. The record is from RefSeq and is a predicted model, not a curated record. The coding region runs from base 370 to 1485 and encodes 371 amino acids. Gene Ontology annotation, molecular function: prostaglandin E receptor activity; thromboxane receptor activity. NCBI's taxonomy places the organism in Eukaryota, Metazoa, Chordata, Actinopteri, Cypriniformes, Cyprinidae. Gene Ontology annotation, biological process: inflammatory response; positive regulation of cytosolic calcium ion concentration; adenylate cyclase-activating G protein-coupled receptor signaling pathway. The transcript is spliced from 3 exons.